Molecule: messenger RNA, 1368 nt
Organism: Brassica oleracea var. oleracea
Lineage: Eukaryota; Viridiplantae; Streptophyta; Magnoliopsida; Brassicales; Brassicaceae
Product: protein PHR1-LIKE 1
Molecular function (GO): DNA-binding transcription factor activity; DNA binding
Source: RefSeq, a predicted model, not a curated record
CUAAGGAUCCCUAUUUACGCGCGCCAAGUGGGAAAAUAUACUUUUCAAUCUUCGGACGUUCAUUAGCUUUCUCCCGAGGGUUUUGGGGUUUAUCAUGAAUCUUUAGAUUCAAAAUCUGUUUGGUCAUGUGGUGAAUCUAUUUGCCAUUUUCAAAAGUCUGCUUAAUUUUUUUUCUUUGGAGGACAACAAUGGAGACUCGUCCGUUUAGGUCAAUGAGUAGCCUUGCACUCACUUCUUCAGUACCAAACCCUUCAGUCAACGCAGACAUAUCCUUCAGUUCAGAACACAAUCAAUCCAUGGCAAGCCCCUAUCAUUUGCUCUCUGCUAAUGGUGGAGCAGUUGGUCAUAUCAUGGCUUCUCACAUUGGAAGCAGCAGUGACACACCAUUCAUCUCUGAGAUAUUAGAUUGGGAUCAUCCAGACCUUUUCGAUUUUCCUUUGGAUAUUCCCAUUCAAACCAAUCAAAUGGAUGACAUUUUGGCAGAAUUGGAUGAAGAAUUGAUUACUGAUGAUGAGAAUCCAUUAAUGUAUGCUCUCUUGAACGAUCUUUUCCUCGACACAAGUUCCACCUCUGCUGCUUCCAAGGUCCAGGAACCAACUAUGCAAUCGCAGAUUCAACAACCCCAAGUUGUUCUGCACCAGACUUCUCCGAUUGUUAGGACUGUAUCCUCAAACAGUUUCACCAGUAAUAAUACUGCGGCUGCUAAGGGACGUGUGCGUUGGACCCCAGAGCUUCAUGAAACUUUUGUUGAGGCUGUUAACCAGCUUGGUGGCAUGGAAAACGCAAAACCCAAGGCGGUGCUGAAGCAUAUGAAAGUCCAAGGCCUGACUAUAUAUCAUGUCAAAAGUCACUUGCAGAAAUAUAGGACAGCUAGACAUGUACCAGAACCAUCAGAAGCAGGUUGGCGAGAGAAGAAGUUGACACCGGUUGAGCAUGUUACAUCUCUUGAUACGAAAAGUGGGAUGUAUAUAUCUGAGGCGCUGAGAAUUCAGAUGGAAGUUCAGAAGCAACUGCAUGAGCAGCUCGAGAUUCAAAGGAAGAUGCAACUUCAGAUAGAAAAACAGGGAAAGGCACUUGUCAUGAUGAUUGAGAAGCAAAAUAUGGAGUUUGGCAAACCUGAACAAGAAGAAGAGGCAGAGGCAGAUUCUCGGAGAUCAAAGCGUCCAAGAAAAGGUUGAAUGAAGACAAGGUUUCUCGGAAUGAUAGAUGUUGAUGAUGAUAAAACUGAAAAUGGUGUUUUUGGUGAAGCUUGUAGAGUUUUGACUUAUUAGAAGAAGACUAGGAGCUUUCUUUUUUCUUAUUAGGGAAACUAUUUUUUCGUUGAUAAAAAAAAAAAAGAAAAAAAAAAAAGGAAACUAUUUUUUCUUA